Messenger RNA from Sorex araneus (European shrew), 5786 nucleotides. RefSeq names its product TSC complex subunit 1 (gene TSC1). Gene Ontology annotation, biological process: negative regulation of cell population proliferation; negative regulation of TOR signaling; regulation of cell cycle. NCBI's taxonomy places the organism in Eukaryota, Metazoa, Chordata, Mammalia, Eulipotyphla, Soricidae. The transcript is spliced from 23 exons. The coding region runs from base 343 to 3771 and encodes 1142 amino acids. Gene Ontology annotation, cellular component: TSC1-TSC2 complex. The record is from RefSeq and is a predicted model, not a curated record.
UCCAAACGCGCCCGGGGCCCUCCUCGCCGGGUGUUCGCCGUCCGUCAUGAGCCGGGCGGCCGCUUCCGUGCCGCGGGGCCGCCGGGCGCCGUCGUCGGGGCCUGCGCCCGAGCGGGACGCGCGCGCCCGCUGGGGACUACUUUCCGCGGCGGAAGCGGCGGCGGCCGUGGUCUCGUCACGCCGGGGGGAGGCGCCGUCCGUCCAAGAUGGCGGCGCCCUGUAGGCUGGAGGGACUGUGAGUGACCAUGCGAGGCCCCCGGCUGCCGGCACUGGAAACCGACGCCCCCGUGCUCCCUGGAGCAGGCUGGUGAUGGCGCCCGCGCAGAGCCUGCCGCGCGUGUGAUGCCCGCCUGCCCCGGCAGCGCGUCCCGGGAGACGAUGGCCCAGCAGCCCAGCCUCGGGGAGCUCCUCGCCAUGCUGGACUCGCCCGUGCUGAGCGUGCGCGACGACGUGGCGGCCGUCUUCAGGGAGAACCUCAGCUCAGACCGCGGCCCCAUGCUUGUCAACGCCCUGGUGGACUACUACAUGGAGAGCAGCUCCCAGGCAGUGCUGGACAUCCUCACCACCCUGCAGGAGCCGCACGACAAGCACCUCUUGGACAAGAUGAAUGAAUACGUGGGCAAGGCCGCCUCUCGGCUGGCCACCCUGGUGCUGCUGGGGCACGUCGUGAAGCUGCAGCCGUCCUGGAAACACAAACUCUCUCAGGCCCCCCUCCUGCCUUCUCUGCUCAAAUGUCUCAAGGUGGACACGGACGUGCUGGUGCUCACCACGGGCGUCCUCGUGCUCAUCAUCCUGCUGCCCAUGAUCCCCCAGUGCGGGAAGCAGCACCUGCACGAUUUCUUUGACAUUUUCGGCCGCCUCUCCUCCUGGUGCCUGAAGAAGCCAGGCCACGUGACGGAGGUCUUCCUGGUGCACCUGCACGCCAGCGUCUACGCGCUCUUCCACCGCCUCUACGGGAUGUACCCCUGCAACUUCGUGUCCUUCCUGCGCUCACACUACAGCAUGAAGGAGAACCUGGAGACUUUCGAGGAGGUGGUCAAGCCAAUGAUGGAGCACGUACGCAUUCACCCGGAGCUAGUGACUGGAUCCAAGGACCACGAACUGGACCCUCGAAGGUGGAAGAGGUUAGAGACGCACGAUGUCGUGAUCGAGUGUGCCAGGAUCUCCCUGGACCCCGCCGAAGCCUCCUACGAAGACGGCUACUCUCUGCCCCAGCCCGUCUCCGCGCGCUUCGCUGCCUGCGUGGCCGACCCCAGCGCCAGCCCUCACGGGGACACGCCGAGCAGCCACGGGAGUGCCACUUCCACCCCUCACUCCUCUUCUCGGCUGACUGCGUUCAGCUCGCCAGGGCAGCUACCUCAGACCCUGAGUUCCCCGUCAGCACGGCUGUCGGCUGAACCGCCGUCACAGGCCUCCCUCUGGAGCCCUUCGAUGAUCUGUGGUCUGACCACCCCUCCGACGUCUCCCGGGAACGGCCCCCCUGACGCGUCUCAUCCUUACAGUAAAGUCUUUGGUACCGCCGGUGGCAAAGGAACGCCCCUGGGGACCCCGGCCACCUCACCUCCGCCAGCCCCUCUCUGCGCCCCGGACGACGCCACAGCCGCCCCCGGCAGGAAGGAGGAAAAAGCGGACGCCGCCCGGCCCUGUUUGCACAGACAGCACCACCUUCCCAACGACCGAGGAGCAGAGCUGCUUUCUGACCACAAGGGCUCUGUGCCUCUGAGUGAUCUGCCUGGGUUUCUCGGCGGGCUGGCGUCUGAAGAAGACAGCGUUGAAAAGGACAAGGAGGAAGCGGCAAUAUCUCAAGAGCUUUCUGAGAUCACCCCGGCCGACGCCGAGCCCCUGGUCCCCCGAGGUGGCUUCGACUCUCCCUUCUACCGCGACAGUGUUCCUGGCUGUCUCCCCAGCUGUCCCAGGAAGCUGCAGCCGGCUGCCUCGUGUGCCGCGGGCCCCGGCGGGAACCCUGAGCCGCCCCACUCGGCCCUGGACAGGCCGGGGCCCGACACACCAAAGCAAACCUUCACUCCCAUCGAGCCGCCCUGUGCGCGUGCCGCCCACAGCCCCGCGGGAGGCCGGGAGCCCCACGCAGCCUCGGACACCAGCACCCUCUCUCCCAGCCCCCACAAGGCCCCGCCGCCCAGGGCCCACGGCUCCGCCAGGGGCCAGCCUCCCCCGUACGACCAGCUCUUCGAGGUGGCACUGCCAAAGACCGCCCAUCACUUCAUCAGCAAGAAGACCGCCGAGCUGUCCCGGAAGCAGGCCGGGGGCGCCGAGGAGGACCUGGGCCCGUCCUGCUCCCCGGCGGAAGUGCUGGACAGGCUGAUCCAGCAGGGGGCGGACGUGCACAGCGCAGAGCUGAGCAGGUCGUCUCUGCCCAGCAGGUCUGUGGACUGGACCCAUUUCGGAGGCUCCCCGCCGGCCGACGAGGUGCGCACGCUGCGGGCGCAGCUGCUCCUGCUGCGGACCCAGAUGGUGUACGAGCGCUUCCAGUGCCAGCAGCACGCGCAGCGCAACCGCCGGCUCCUGCGCAGGGCCAUCCGCGCCGCCGCCCUGGAGGAGCACAACGCCGCCAUGAAAGACCAGCUGAAGCUGCAGGAGAAGGACAUCCAGCUGCUGAAGUCCUGCCUGCAGAGGGAGCAGGCCCGCUACGGGCAGCUGCAGGAGCAGCGCGACACGGUGGUCAGCCACCUGCACGGCCAGGUCCGGCAGCUGCAGCAGGACCGCGAGGAGUUCUACAGCCAGAGCCAGGAGCUGCAGACGAAGCUGCAGGACUGCAGGAACAUGGUCGCGGAGCUGCGGCUGGAGCUGAAGAAGGCCAACAGCAGGGUGUGCCAGGCGGAGCUGCAGCUCAGCCAGCUGGCGCGGAAGCUCUCCAACAGCGAGUCGGUGCAGCAGCAGAUGGAGUUCCUGAACAGGCAGCUGCUGGUGCUGGGCGAGGUCAACGAGCUGUACCUGGAGCAGCUGCAGAACAAGCACGCGGACACCACGCAGGAGGUGGAGAUGAUGAAGGCCGCGUACCGGAAGGAGCUGGAGAAGCACCGGAGCCACCUUCUGCAGCAGAGCCAGAGGCUGGACACCUCCCAGAAGCGGGUCCAGGAGCUGGAAGCCCACCUGGCCAAGAAGGACCACCUGCUCGUGGAGCAGAAGAAGUACCUGGAGGACGUCAAGGCCCAGGCCAGGCAGCAGCUGCAGGCCGCGGAGGGCAGGUACGUGGCUCAGAAGCGGAUCACGCAGGCCUUCGAGCUGGAGAUCUUGGACCUGUACGGCAGGCUGGAGAAGGGCGGGCUCCUCAGGAAGCGCGAGGAGGCCACCGCGGACGCGGCGAUGGCGGAAGAAAGGCGCGACCGCGGUAGCGACGGCUGCUCGGGCCCCGCCGCGGGGCGCGGGGAGGAGGUGUCCGACCGCAACGGGGAGUCCCGGCCCCCCCGGCCUGGCGGCGAGCUCCCGACCCCCGAGAAGGGCCCCGGGCUGAGGGCAGGCCCGCUGGGCGGCCGCUGGGAGCCGGCCGCAGGGGAGCCGGCCGUGGGCUCGCUGCCCAGCUCACGGAGCUUCCUGGGCAUGAAGGCGCGGGAGCUGUUCCGCAACAAGAGCGAGAGCCAGUGCGACGAGGACGGUGUGGCCGGCGUGGGCCCCUCGGAGGCCUCGGGCUCGGACCCGGGCAGAGACGCGGGGGGGGACCCGGAGAGCCCGCGCCCGUCUCCCCCAAACCCGGACAGCGUCGGACAGCUCCGCAUCAUGGACUAUAACGAGACUCACCACGAACACAGCUAAGGACAGGCCGGUCGGCGCUGACCCGCUCGGUGCCAGAGCAGGCGCCCGCCCGGCCCGGGAGACGGAGGGGAAGCGGCAGCUGGCCGGACGAGCGGGGCACCGGGGCCGGGGGCGAAACGCCUCCCGCCGUCCGCUCCCCCGGGCCCCGCGCCCUGGCCCUGCCCGUCGGGCCAGUUUGCCUUCCUCUGUAGCUUUAUUUUCUCCCCGGGCCCCGCCUGCGUGGUGCGAGGCCAGGUGGGACCCUGGAGCCGCCCGCGCCUCCCCCCUGAAGCCCGCCAGCCGCAGGCCCCGCGGAAGCUCCCCGCCCCGGCCUGUGCGCCCCCGCGGCCUCCUUGGGGUCUGACAAGCUCCUGGAAAGUUCUGUGUGAAGUCGUGUGUGUCUGGGAAAGCCUGGGCCGGCACGGGUGCCCGCAGCCCUCCGGAGCCCCCUGCCCCGUCACCCACUACCUCUGCUUUCUCGCGCGCCAGGAGCCGGAAGGCGGCAGCCGGACCCCGUGCUCGGCCGGGCAGGGCCGGAGGGGCUGGAGGCGCCCGUGUCUCGGGGAGUCAGGAGGGGAGACAGACUAACGGUACGAAGGCUCGAGCGCGGGCUCAGGCUGCUGGGUAGAACGCGGCGGGCAGCGCUCUGGCCCACGGGCAACUGGCACCCGAGUGGGCCGAGUGCCAGGGCAGAAUCCCGCCACGCGCUUGGUCAGCGUUGUCCAAAGGAAAGCGUGAAAGCCAAUCUGCUCGGGUCCGACUCGAGUCUCAGUCAAGCACCGAUGGAUUCCCGGGGGGGCAGAGGUCGCAGGUCACGGCUGAGCCCUGGCCCCCACGUCCCCGUGUCCCCGGACAGGUGAGAGCCCGUGGCCUUCACGGCCACAGGGAAACGCACUUUGGACCCCAUGCCGCGGGCAGGAGGGCUCCCGGUCAGCAGUGCUGGCUGGCGGUGGCUUCCGUGGGCCCAGGAGCUGCGCCCCUAGCUUGGUUUGGGAGGUGAUGCACGUGGCAGGGGUUGGGGUGCCUGCCCGGUGGGCACGUGGGGUGGCCAGGAAGGCCCGAGGGCAGCGCCUCCCAUGAAGUGCAGCUGGUGCCCGCCGGGGUCUCAGAGGGGGUGCCUCGGCCAGUCCACUGAGAGCGGCCUCGGGCUGCCCACUGCUGCCCCCCGCAGCAGAGCCCGUGGGAAGGUGGCGAGUGUCCGAGUCCAGGGGCCCUCGAGGAAGGGCUUCCGGGUCGGGCCUCGGCCCCGCGUGCACCAGCAGAACUCCCAUGGGGUCUGAGAAGCUCUCUCAGGUCGGCCAUGAGCGCGGGGAGAGUCUCCCUGGGGGCGUGGAGGGGACGGUGGGGCUUCAGACGGUUCCCUCGGUGGCAGACAGCCCAGGGGGUGGGGACGUGCCCCAGGAGAGCUCGCGCACUCUCUUCUCUGCCGAGCUGCUCACGGCGUGGCUGGGGUGACCCGGGCCGUGCUGGGUUCCGGGGGCAGGGCCCGCCCCGAGACGGUUACACUCCAGGGAAGGGCCCUGGGCGCGCUGAGGGGCGAGGGGGAGGCUGCCGGCUCACUGGGCUUUGACGGGCUUUGAGAGCAGGACACGAGGGCGAGUGGACGAGGGCAUGACGGCUUCCCCAGGGACGCGCUCGGCCACGGAGACGCUUAUGUGUGUGUGUCCGCAUCCGCCUUCUGGGCCGCAGUCCCCCCCCCCGCCAGCAGGUGGCGCCCGAGGGCAGGGGUGCGCCCCGAGAGGGGGCCCUGGGCGCAGUGUCCCCCGACUCCCGCAGGCCUGUCCCCGAGACUCGACUAGUUCCGUGGCUCGAUCGUGCAGCACCCGGGCGGCCACGGCAUUUGGGCCUCGGGAGGGACGCGGGUUCCCUCCGGACCGUCCUCGCCCGGCGGCCGCCGGCUCCCGCCCUGCUCGUGAACACAAAGGGCAGGAGUCACGGUACGGGGGAGGGCGCCGUCCUUCUCGGAACGUUCUCGAAUGUCAAGGCAGUCGCUUGUGUUUAACUGUGAACAAAUAAACAUUUAUCGUUUUGCACUA